Molecule: messenger RNA, 885 nt
Organism: Drosophila rhopaloa
Lineage: Eukaryota; Metazoa; Arthropoda; Insecta; Diptera; Drosophilidae
Exons: 1
Coding region: 1-804 (267 amino acids)
Biological process (GO): proteolysis
Molecular function (GO): serine-type endopeptidase activity
Source: RefSeq, a predicted model, not a curated record
AUGCAUUCCCUGCUUGUUUGUGUUUCAGCGCUUUGCUUUUGCCAGCUUUGCGAGGCGGGGAGUCCCCUUUGCCAGGAAUGUCGGGUGAAUGUGAUGUAUCCGGGAAUGGGGAAAACCAGCCAGCAGUUGUCCAGAAAUCAGCGAAUAGUGCGCAUCAUCAAUGAGUACCGGCUGGUCAAAAACAGAGGAAUCAGGAAACAGUCCCAGGAGUUUAGCUUUAUAACCAAGGUAAAGGUGGGAAGUUCCAUACGAUGCAGUGCAGCCUUGGUGGCACCAAGUUUGGUGGUCAGCUCUAGUUUUUGCCUAAGGAAUAAAACGCCGCAACAAUUGGAAAUCCUCUUCACUGGCGGAAAAACUUUCGCUGUGGAUAACUUAGUAAGACCCGAGUUCUGUCCUGAACUUAGCCUACUCCAUUUAAAGUCCCCUUCUGCAAUUCAUCCGAUUACCCUAUGCCAUCAGGACCUGCCGUUGGGUAUUAAUGCCUCCAUGAUGAUGGCCAGUCCUGAUCUGAGAUUUUACGGUCGUCGGCACACUCAAGUCAUCUCAAAUCGGGCCUGCAAGACAACUUUUUUGGAGGACGAUUCGGUUUUUAUAACUCCCGACAUGUUGUGUGCGAAGAACUCCAUGAAACCGGAGAAAUGUGCCACUUCGCCGGGAGAUGCGCUGCUGAUAGGAAAUCAAUUGUGUGGCUUAAAUGUUUAUGGAUUUCGCUGUUUUUCGAAUGCACUCAAUGGCGAUCUCUACAUUAACCUAAAUAAACUACAGCCCAUGAUCAGCGAUUUGAUUCGGAAACUCAACGGUUGAAGCCGGGAAAUUCAAAGCGAAGCUAAAUCAAUCAGAGACUGAUGGGUUUUUUAUACUAGCUCAGUCUCGCAGCUAUUAUGC